Ostrea edulis (European flat oyster) is the source of this 613-nucleotide messenger RNA. RefSeq names its product thrombospondin-1-like. The coding region runs from base 149 to 613 and encodes 154 amino acids. The record is from RefSeq and is a predicted model, not a curated record. The transcript has 3 exons. NCBI's taxonomy places the organism in Eukaryota, Metazoa, Mollusca, Bivalvia, Ostreida, Ostreidae. Gene Ontology annotation, molecular function: protein binding.
UUUGUUUUCUCUUUAUUUUCAUUGUUUAUUUCAUUUAUUAAAUCUUAUUAAUAUUGUGUUGUUGUCUAAAAACAUUUUUAAUUUGAAUUAAGGACAAACGUGAUUAGAAACCAUAAUUGUUUCUCCACUGUGUACAGGAUCCACAAAAAUGGCCAGAGUCCUGUUCUGCCUGGGAGUCCUGUUUUUAUUAGAACACACUACAUCCCAAACAGUGAAUGGCAACUGGGGUCAGUGGUCAGCUUACGGGGCGUGUUCGGUGACCUGUGGUGUAGGAACACAUCAGAGGACGCGGUCAUGCGACAGUCCAGCGCCAUCUGGUGGUGGCUCUACUUGUCCAGGGGACGCAAUGGAGGCCAAAACCUGUUUCGACACCACGUGUUAUCCAUCAAUACUUGGGAGUUUGGAAAGGAAUUGCUCUUGGACAUAUUUUGGAUGCAAGACGGGAUCGAUGUCCUGUAUUGAUUUUAGCUUCCGGUGUGACGGGAAAAAUGACUGCGAUGACGGAAGUGAUGAAAGUACGGAAGUGACCGGGUGCCCCACGGACUGCAGUGACAAUGGCGCUGGUAAGCUCUAUUCGUGCUUUUUCUUUCCGCUGCUCAGACUGGGCCGAUAA